UCACCGGAAAAAUAACUGAAAUCAAUGUAAUGUAGUUCGUUUUAAGGAUUGUCUUUUGCGAAUAAGAGAAUGUUAUCUCGGAGUUAUCUCAUCUUUAUUGUUUGUAAUAUAAUGAAUAUACCAAAUAAUGCAGCAAAGAUCAUGUUCACGUUAUAGGUUUAAUCACUUUGAGACACUGCGGGGCUUUUGAUAAGCGCCAUCUUUGUUCGGGGCAAAGAUGCCGAAAAGUUGUUCUGCAUAUAAUUGCACAAAUAGGUACAAUAACAAAAAUCCCGAAAUCACGUUCCACAGUGGUUUGGGCAACCGUAAAAAUCUAUUGUGGAACGCAGUGCCAACUCUCUUUGCAGUCCCAGCUCGGGAUACAAAGCAAAAUAAUUGUAGGAAGAGGCUGAAGAGAGCUUUAAAGGCUGCUGCUGAUAAAUGGGAUGACACCGCACCUGACAGGACGCCUCUUUUCACUGAGGAAACUCAAACUGAGGAGAUGCAUGAGGAUGCUCAACACUCUCACGGCACUGAAGAGGCUUACUGUCAAACCACAAAAGAUUUAGCUGCCACAGACCACACCUAUGCACUUUGGGAUCCAUGUACGACAAAAGCCCGUUUGUUUAAUGUUUUAGAUGCUAACAGCUGGCUGCAGAAAAGGCUGCAGACCAAAUGCAGAUUGAUAAAAAGAAUGAAACUCAAACUGCUAGAUGCUCAAAGAGAACUUCUGACUUUGCGUCGACAGCUCAGAUAUAGACAUACAUAUCGUCAAAGAAAUUCACAGCUCCUAGUAUAAUGGGGAAGUGGCUCCACAACCUAGUCAAGCAGUAACGAAGACCUCGGGUUGCACAAACAUCUUUGAACUUUAAAGAAGCCAGAACUUUUGGUAAUUUCUUGAAAAGCAGCAAAAGUGACAAUUUUUUUUCGUUAAUUGGACAGAUACGUCCAAUUAAAACUUAAAUUUACUGUGCUUUGGUUUUGACUUGUGUGAAAGAUUUUCUGCCCAAAGAAUUUUUAGAACAUUUCUAGAAUAAAUGGUAACAUUUUACAGUAAGGUCCCUUUUGUUAAUCUUUGUUAACAUUAGUUAGGAAUAAAAAAAAAAAUUGAUGGUACAUGCAAGUUCAGACUUAUGAUUUUAAUAAUGCAUUAGUGAAUGUUGAAAUGAGCAUUAACUAGUUAACUGCUUUUACACAG
Molecule: messenger RNA, 1177 nt
Organism: Puntigrus tetrazona (Sumatra barb)
Lineage: Eukaryota; Metazoa; Chordata; Actinopteri; Cypriniformes; Cyprinidae
Gene: thap3
Product: THAP domain containing, apoptosis associated protein 3
Exons: 4
Coding region: 218-778 (186 amino acids)
Source: RefSeq, a predicted model, not a curated record